CACCUCACCUCCCCCACCCGCGUCCCGCGGCUUCCAGGAGCGACCAGGGGGACGGUUGGGGUGUCGCUCCAGGGUGUGGAGGACAAUUCCGGAUGAGCAAUGACUUCUCAUGGGUGGGGGUGGCGGAGGGAGGACCCUGCUCAGGGCUUGGUAGGGGUGCCCAGCGCCGAGAGCGAGAGAGGGGCGGCGGUGCCGUGCACGACCCUGGCUAUGAAAGACCCCACAGCUGUAGAGAGAGCAAAUUUGCUCAACAUGGCUAAACUGAGCAUCAAAGGGCUCAUUGAGUCCGCCCUGAGCUUUGGCCGCACACUGGACUCGGACUACCCGCCCUUGCAGCAGUUCUUUGUCGUCAUGGAGCACUGUCUGAAGCACGGCCUCAAAGUGAAAAAAUCAUUUUUGAGUUAUAACAAAACCAUCUGGGGCCCUUUAGAACUGGUGGAAAAGUUAUACCCAGAAGCAGAGGAAAUAGGAGCCAGUGUGCGGGAUUUACCGGGUCUUAAGACCCCACUGGGCAGAGCAAGGGCCUGGCUGCGGUUGGCCCUCAUGCAAAAGAAAAUGGCCGACUACCUACGCUGCCUGAUCAUCCAGAGAGAUCUCCUGAGCGAGUUCUAUGAGUACCACGCUCUGAUGAUGGAGGAGGAGGGUGCCGUGAUCGUCGGGCUGCUGGUUGGCCUGAACGUGAUCGAUGCCAACCUGUGCGUAAAGGGAGAGGACUUAGAUUCCCAAGUUGGAGUGAUUGAUUUUUCCAUGUAUCUAAAGAAUGAAGAUGAUAUUGGAAAUAAAGAAAGGAAUGUUCAGAUUGCUGCCAUUUUGGACCAAAAGAAUUAUGUUGAAGAAUUAAAUAGACAACUCAACAGCACAGUCAGCAGCCUUCAUUCAAGAGUUGACUCAUUAGAAAAGUCAAACACUAAGCUGAUUGAAGAGUUAGCAAUAGCAAAGAAUAAUAUCAUUAAGCUCCAAGAAGAAAACCAUCAAUUGCGAAGUGAAAAUAAGUUGAUUUUAAUGAAAACACAGCAGCACCUAGAGGUCACCAAAGUGGAUGUGGAAACUGAGCUGCAGACAUACAAGUGCUCUCGGCAGGGGCUGGACGAGAUGUACAGUGAUGCCAGGCGGCAGCUUCGGGAUGAGUCCCAGUUACGGCAGGACGUAGAAAAUGAGCUUGCAGUACAAGUGAGCAUGAAACACGAGAUCGAGCUUGCCGUGAAGCUGCUGGAGAAAGAUGUGCACGAGAAGCAGGACACCCUCAUCAGCCUCCGCCAGCAGCUGGAGGAGGUCAGAGCCAUCAACAUAGAGAUGUAUCAGAAGCUGCAGGGCUCUGAAGAUGGCCUGAAAGAAAAAAAUGAAAUAAUCUCCCGACUAGAAGAAAAAACCAAUAAGAUUACGACAGCCAUGAAGCAGCUGGAACAAAGAUUGCAGCAAGCAGAGAGGGCGCACAUGGAAGUGGAAGGCGGCGACGAGAAGUACCUGCAGGAGUGUCUGAGCAAGUCGGCCGGCCUGCAGCAGCGGAUCACGCAGAAGGAACAGCAGCUGGCGAGGCUGGAAACUGACCUGAAGAUUGAGAGGGAAUGGAGGCAGGCACUGCAGGAGGACCUGCAGCGGGAAAAGGACACGACAGCGCUCCUCAGGGACAGCACCCAGCAGGCCUCUGGGCUUAAAGAGGAGUUCCUUAAUCUUCAGGAUGAAAAUCAGCAGUUGAAAAAAAUAUAUCAUGAACAAGAACAAGCUCUUCAAGAACUCGGCAACAAACUUAGCGAAUCAAAACUUAAAAUAGAAGAUAUAAAAGAAGCUAACAAAGCCUUGCAGGGACUGGUUUGGCUGAAAGAUAAAGAAGCAACACAUUGUAAGCUUUGUGAAAAGGAAUUCUCACUGUCUAAGAGAAAGCACCACUGUAGGAACUGCGGGGAAAUCUUCUGUAACGCCUGCUCCGACAACGAGCUGCCUUUGCCUUCCUCUCCAAAGCCAGUGCGGGUCUGUGACUCCUGCCACGCCCUACUCAUCCAGAGCUGCUCAUCCACACUACCCUGACCCUGCUGGCCCAUGUGAUGGUCCGCAGCCACCUCAACACCUAACCCUUGCAUCAACAGCCCUUCUUCGGUAGUGCCCUUCAUCCCAUUAACUCCCUGCAAUGACACACAGGACUUGUUACAACCUUGCCCAGUUAGCCAGUCUAUCACAGCAUGCUAAAAUGAUGCUAUAUGACCAUCUGGGCAACUGUGUGCCCUAGUUCCCCGAGGCCAUACCGCCCCCGCACCCACCUGCCUUAUGCUGAGGCGCCACACAGUGGCUCUCUCACUACCCUCACUGCUGUCCACUGGGCACUGGAUGGUACCUGAUUCUCCUAUGGCACUUUAAAGCUUUAGAGCUAUCCAAGACCAGAAACGCACACUUUCUAGAAGUGGUAACAUUUUGAUUCAGUGGAUUUAUUUUUUAGGGAAGGGUCUACAGGGUGUUCAGGGUCUCACUGCUAGAUC
Molecule: messenger RNA, 2471 nt
Organism: Octodon degus (degu)
Lineage: Eukaryota; Metazoa; Chordata; Mammalia; Rodentia; Octodontidae
Gene: Rufy2
Product: RUN and FYVE domain containing 2
Exons: 18
Coding region: 100-2025 (641 amino acids)
Cellular component (GO): cytoplasm
Molecular function (GO): metal ion binding
Source: RefSeq, a predicted model, not a curated record